GGGACCCGAGAGCACUUAUAUAUCGCAUUUACAACCGCACCACGUCGUCACUCAUCAUGCAGGCCGCCCAGCAGCCCACUUAUCCACCUCCUGCUCACACAAAUCCGCGCAGUGUGUCCAUUGUCUCCACGCAGCCAAAGCACUCGUCUUCGAUGUCGGUAUCGGUGCCCAGUGGUAUGAAGGACAAUAAGAAUGCAGCGGAGAGACUCAGAGGCGGCUGUGUCCCAUGUCCGGUGCGUGUCUUCUCAUGUGCUUGUGCCACUGCUGACUUUACUAUAGGGUGGAGGUGUCUGCUUCAUAAUCCCGUUGCCCUGCUGCUAGUAGACAGUUGCUUGCAACAUGAUAUCCAUUGACUCAAACACGACUUAGUAUACCCGGAAUUAGAUCAUUUAGUACUUUAGUACUGUAAAAUUCGCAUACGAUACUCUAGGACUAUGUAGCAUAAUAUUAAUCAGGGCUUGUCAUCGUGAUUUUGAAUUCUCCCCUUGCAAAAGCUCAUAUGGUACGGGUCUCCACCUGCA
Molecule: messenger RNA, 521 nt
Organism: Phanerochaete carnosa HHB-10118-sp
Lineage: Eukaryota; Fungi; Basidiomycota; Agaricomycetes; Polyporales; Phanerochaetaceae
Exons: 1
Coding region: 57-353 (98 amino acids)
Source: RefSeq, a predicted model, not a curated record